GCAACUUUUAAUCGAAGAAGAAACAAAAACAGCGUUCGAAGCAAGAAGGAAGGCGACGUCUCCCUUUUUGCUUUUAGACUGCCAAUUCAACUACUGAAAGGCUGAAAUUCUUUAUAUUUCAGCAAAUAAACUUUUUGGGCAACGCAGAUUUUCUGCUGAAAAGUUUGAAUGGGAUCAGACGAAGCUCAUGUUUGAUUUUCUUACCAAGAAAUGUCCCAAGCUGAUGUCGCGUACAGCUGUGGUUCUUGUGGAUAUCAUCUGAACUUAGCAUCUUCAAACCGUGCAACUUCCAACAUUAGCUCUAGAUAUAGCAAAUCUAUCAACAAGGGUCUUAUCUCAUUCCUUUCCAUCGAUCCCAGUCGUUUUACUCAAGUCGAUAAAGUGCACUGCCUUCCUAUAACUUGGGGCCGUUACCGUUCGAAAUCCAAACUUCUCUGCCGUAAUUGUGGAGCUCUCAUCGGUUAUGGGUAUGGAGAUUCAACCGCCCUUUGUGGUCUCGACUCACCGACCUCAUCCCGCUCGUCCUAUAAAAAAAUCGUGAUAAAGAUUCGAGCUUUACAACCUUCUGAAGAAAACAGCUAGCGUUAACAAAAAUAAACAAACAAUGAAACAUAUCGAAUUCAACUCACUAACAUCCAUCCUCCAGCUUUCCGAUGAUUGCUUGCACUUUAUAUUUCAAAGGCUCGACUCCAGUUCUGACCGUGAGUCGUUCGGACUGACUUGCCACCGGUGGCUUCAUAUCCAAAACUCAAGCCGCCGGUCUCUGCAGUUAUGUUGCUCACUUUCCCAUUUUACCCCUACCUCACUCUCUCAGCCCUCGACCAAAAUUAACUCCUUUCAUCUGUACAAAUUGCUCAACCGCUUCACGCAGCUCGAGUCACUAUCCCUAUCCGGGUGCACCGAGCUUUCUGAUUCGGGUUUUUCGGUAUUAGCCCAUGUCUGGCCAAAAAUGCUUCGAAGCUUGAAUCUCGAUUGCUGUUUUAACAUCAGGGAUAACGGGCUUUCGUACAUGGCUAGUGAUUGCCCUGGAUUAGCAAUCAUUAGCUUGUACCGAUGCAAUAUUACUAAUUCCGGGCUUCAAACCCUGUCGAAAUCUUGCUCGGCUCUAAAAGAUGUAAAUCUCUCAUAUUGUGGGUUUAUAUCCGACCCCGGAAUAAAAGCACUCUCUCAAAACUGCCGUCAUUUACGAGCCAUCAGCAUAUCUCACUGUAGGAAUGUAAGAGGCACAGGUCUUCAAGGCUGUCCAAACUCUCUCGAUUAUUUGGAGGCCGAUUCAUGCAGUAGACUCAGCCCUGGAGGAAUAUCAGCUGCCAUUAGCGGAGGUGGGCUCAAAUAUUUAAACCUAUCUAACCUUAUCUGGUUCGGGAGUGCGUUCGGUACGCCAGGUGGCGACACUUGGUGCAUCUCGAACUUGAGAGUUGUGAAUUUUCGGCUGUGCAGAACUGUUGGGGAUGAUAUUAUAGCGAGAAUUGCUGAGGGCUGCCCGUUUCUCGAGGAGUGGAAUUUGGCUUUGUGUCACGGAGUUAAAAUUUCGGGUUGGGAGUCGAUUGGUGCCAGCUGUCGUAAACUUGAGAGACUUCAUGUGAAUCGGUGCCAGAAUUUAUGUGAUCGAGGGCUGCAGGCUUUGAGGAAUGGUUGCCCGGGACUUCGAAAGCUUUAUUUGGGCUCGUGCAGGCAGCUUAGUUCGACAGCUGUCGAGAUGUUCAAGUGUUUGAGAGGUGAUGUGGAUUUAUUAGACGAUGAGGUAAUGUGCAUUGCGCCCGACUGGGCGUUUCGGUUAUAGCAGAAGAAUAUGGGAAAAAUUUUUAUACAGAUGUUUUUUAUUUUUUGGUUUAAUGAACUUGAAUAGCAAAGACUGUGAUUAUGGUGUUCUUUUUUGGGGACUAGUUGGCUCAUGUGUACAUUGAGACAUAGCUUUUGAUGGAAAUUGUAGAAUGUUGUUCUUGCUUAUGAUUUGUGACUUAC
Molecule: messenger RNA, 1965 nt
Organism: Striga asiatica
Lineage: Eukaryota; Viridiplantae; Streptophyta; Magnoliopsida; Lamiales; Orobanchaceae
Source: the annotation of a GenBank genome assembly